Hansenula anomala is the source of this 600-nucleotide messenger RNA. It is a transcript of the gene SPC3, whose product is annotated as signal peptidase complex subunit SPC3. Gene Ontology annotation, biological process: protein targeting to ER. The record is from RefSeq and is a predicted model, not a curated record. NCBI's taxonomy places the organism in Eukaryota, Fungi, Ascomycota, Saccharomycetes, Phaffomycetales, Wickerhamomycetaceae. The transcript is spliced from 3 exons. The coding region runs from base 1 to 600 and encodes 199 amino acids. Gene Ontology annotation, cellular component: signal peptidase complex; membrane.
AUGUUUUCAGUAUUACAGAGAGGACAACAUGUGCUCAAUUUUUCGCUGACAUUGGUUGGAUUUGUGUCCGUUUUCAUCAUUGCAUCAUCUUGGUUCCAACUUUAUUCUUCAGAUGCCUUCUUGACACCAAGUACAAUUUCUAAUAUCACACCAACUGCUUCCGUGAAAUUUAGUAGAAGGUUUGGAUCUGUUGGUGGUAAACCAAAAGAAAAUUCAAAAUUGAUAUUUGAUCUUGAAUCAGAUUUAACACCAUUGUUCAAUUGGAAUACAAAACAAGUGUUUGUAUACUUGACAGCAGAAUAUCCAGGAAAAUCUAAUACCGCUUCAAAUAAGGUUGUGUAUUGGGAUAAGAUCAUUCAAUCAAAAGAUAAAGCUAAUUUGAGCAUUUCCAAUGAGCGUUCAAAAUAUUCAGUAUGGGAUGUUGAAGAAUCAUUCAGAAAUAGAGAAGCCACUGUCAAAUUGGAGUGGAAUAUCCAGCCUUAUGUGGGUCCUUUAGUCUUUGGUUCUUCAGUGGGUGAAAGUUUGGUAGUUUAUCCUGACCCAGUUAGUUCAGAACAAACAAAGAAACCAAAAAAGAAGAAACAACAACAACAACAUUGA